Ilex paraguariensis (yerba mate) is the source of this 1200-nucleotide messenger RNA. The record is from the annotation of a GenBank genome assembly. NCBI's taxonomy places the organism in Eukaryota, Viridiplantae, Streptophyta, Magnoliopsida, Aquifoliales, Aquifoliaceae.
AUGGGUUGUUGUUAUUCAAGAAUAGAGAGAGAAGAGAUGGUCUCAAGAUGCAAAUCCAGAAAGAGGUACAUGAAACAGUUUGUGAAAGCAAGACAAGUCUUCUCUGCUUCACACAGUAUGUACAUUAGAUCACUUCGAAGUACAGGCUCAGCUUUGCUUCAGUUCGCCACCGGCGAAACCACCCUCCACCACCCCCACACCCACAACCACAAUCACCACCACCUGCCACCAUUCCUCCCAUCACCGCCACCCCUACCCCCAACACCACCACCACCAAUGAGCCCCACCACUGACACCUGGACCACAUCCACCGCCACCUCCUCCGCCCUUCCUCCGCCGCCUCCUCCUCCGCCGCCGCCACCAUCAUCAAGCUGGGAUUUCUGGGACCCAUUUGUGCCAUCUUCGUCCAGAUCAGUGAAUGAGGAAGAAUGGGAAGCGACUACCAUCGCCUCGGAGGUGGCCGUCACUACAACCGUUGGGACGACGGCAAGCGUGGCGGCUCCGCCGUCUGCGAUUAGCCGAUUUUCUAAGGAAACUACAACUACUGAGCUUGCUGUGGUGGUCUCUACCAAAUCUAAAGACCUUACUGAGAUCAUCAAAGAGCUUGAUGAGUACUUUCUCAGCGCAGCUGAUGCUGGUAGCCAAGUCUCAUUGCUCUUAGAAGUCCCUACUUGUGGAUUUUCCGCUCAAAGAUCUUCUUCCGGUAAGGUAUAUGGGUAUGGGAAAAAUUUGAGUCCUUUGUUAAGGACAUGGGGUUCGAGUCCCAAGUGGAAUAACGGGUUUGGAAAAUUGGGUGAAGAAGUGGCUGUGGGUAAUUUAGCCCUUGGGGGUGUCACUAGUAGCAGUCACUGUUCUACUGUGGAGAGGUUUUAUGCUUGGGAGAAAAAACUGUACACGGAGGUCAAGAAUGCUGAGACUUUGAAGAUGGAGCAUGAGAAACGGGCAGCCCAGUUGAGGAAGCUAGAGAUGAGGAGGGCUGAGUAUGUUAAGACUGAGAAAGCCAAAAAAGAGGUUGAGAAGCUGGAAUCAAGGAUGAUGGUUGCUUCUCAGGCCAUUGAGACUACCUCUGCUGAAAUCAUCAAAUUGAGGGAGUCAGAGCUCUACCCACAACUUUCUGAGCUUGUUAAAGGAGGUACUUGGUCAGCAGGGUCAAACUCAGCUAUAAUAAUAUCUUCAGGUCAAGAGAUACAGCAGUACUAG